AGUUUUCAAAGUUAAAGAGUGUUGUAAGUGAGGGAAAAUGCCUAUCAAAAGAAAAAAGUUCAAUUCCAGAUUCCCAACGGCUAGAAUAAAGAAGAUUAUGCAGACAGAUGAUGAUAUUGGUAAAGUGGCUGCUAUUGUACCGGUUGUAAUCUCACGAGCCCUAGAAUUGUUUAUCGACGGCUUGGUAAAAAAAUCAUAUGAACAAACAAAAUCCAGAAAUGCAAAGACGCUCACAACGUCUCACAUAAAACAAGUAAUACACGAAGAAAAAGGGUUUGACUUUCUAAAAGAUCUCGUUCAGAAUGUACCCGAUCGAUCCGCCGAAGAUGAAGACACAAAGACCAGACAGACGAAACGCAGUUUGUCCAAUGCGUCUGUAGGAUCAGAAGGAGGCGUACCCACUAAAAGAAGGCGACCUAAGAAAGUACAAGAGAGUAGCUCAACUUGCACUGCCACCUCAACACCAUCGUCCUCACAUUCAGAUUUGGAAGAAAACAAAGAGGAUUUACUAGGAGUAAGCAAAACCGACGAAGAUUCUAAAAGUGAGCAGGAAGAAAGUGACGAUGAUGAUUAUGAAUAA
Dimorphilus gyrociliatus is the source of this 580-nucleotide messenger RNA. Lineage: Eukaryota; Metazoa; Annelida; Polychaeta; Dinophilidae. The record is from the annotation of a GenBank genome assembly.